Messenger RNA from Exaiptasia diaphana, 3951 nucleotides. RefSeq lists its product as uncharacterized. The record is from RefSeq and is a predicted model, not a curated record. NCBI's taxonomy places the organism in Eukaryota, Metazoa, Cnidaria, Anthozoa, Actiniaria, Aiptasiidae. The coding region runs from base 1 to 3951 and encodes 1316 amino acids. Gene Ontology annotation, biological process: proteolysis; DNA integration. Gene Ontology annotation, molecular function: aspartic-type endopeptidase activity; zinc ion binding; nucleic acid binding. The transcript has a single exon.
AUGCCUACACCAUCGAGUGAAAAUAGUGGAGCAACGCCACCGAUGAUUAAUCCUGUUUCAUACCAAAUUACUCCCCCAGAGGAAUUCGACUUUUCAAAGCCAAACGAGUGGGUCAAAUGGAUCAAGAGAUUCGAGCGCUUUCGUUCUGCAUCUGGUUUGAGUAAAAGAGAUGAGGAAAGCCAAGUAAACACGCUCCUGUAUUCUAUGGGAAGCAAAAGUGAUGAUAUACUGGCGACAUUUGGACUCUCAACCGACGACUCAAAGAAAUAUAACGCAGUUAAAGGCAAGUUUGAUGGCUAUUUCGUAAAGAAAAGAAAUAUAAUCUACGAACGCGCGAAGUUUAACCGACGUAAACAAGAAAACGGUGAGCCUGUUGAUUCUUUUAUCACUGAUUUAUAUGGCCUUGCUGAACAUUGUCAGUUUGGUUUGCUACACGAUGAAAUGAUACGCGACCGUAUUGUGGUGGGUCUAGUUGACMAAAAGCUCUCAGAAAAGCUCCAGUUGGAUGCAGACCUAACCUUAGAAAAAGCCAUUAACAGUGUAAGACAGAGUGAGUCUGUGAAAAGCCAACAAUCAGUARUCAGAGGUCAAGAUGAUGCAAGUCAACCUGCAAAAGUAGACAGAAUUCACAGGUCUAAGACACAGAAACCUCAACAUCACGGCCAAAAUCUGCAUGGAAAAGCAGGUAAACAACCAGCAAUCCCAAAUAAUCCAACCAAUGAUGUGUGCAAACGAUGUGGAAAAAGUCCAGCCCACAAAAGAACACAGUGUCCGGCAAAAGAAGCAACGUGCCGAAAGUGCAAAAAGAAAGGUCACUUCCAAGCUGUAUGCCUUAGUGGAAAAGUAAAUGCAGUCGUAGGGGAUGACGAUGACAGUGAUGAUUUCUUUCUCGGUGCUCUGAGCGCUGGAGAAGUUGAUACUGUACAUGUAGACCCCUGGAAGACGAAUAUCUCUGUUAAUGGCAAUAACAUUGCGUUCAAACUGGACACYGGAGCUGAUGUCUCUGUGGUACCCGACUCUAUUCUGCCAAAGCUUAAGCUAAAUACCACUCUUUGUCAAGCAAAGAGGACAUUGACAGGACCUGACGGUUCUAAGCUCAACGUCAGUGGAUCACUCUCUGCUACAUUGAAAGCUAAUCACCUCGAAACUAAACAAGAAAUCUUCGUUGUCAAGAAUUUGAAGUAUCCAUUGCUUGGUAGACCUGCCAUAGAAGCUCUGCAACUCGUCAAAGUUAUACACUCUGUGGAAGAGUCAUACAAAGAGUCUGUACAUGCAAGACAUCCAAAGCUAUUCAAAGGCUUAGGAAAACUCGAUGGUCAAUACAAAAUUGAAUUAAAGGAUAACGCUGUACCUUAUGCUGUGAACACACCACGACGAAUCGCGAAGCCACUCUUACCUAAAGUUAAACAUAAGCUUGAGGAACUAGAACAACAAGGUGUUAUAUCGAAGGUAGAUCAACCCACAGAUUGGUGUGCGCCUAUUGUAACUGUUCCAAAAAACAACGGCGAUGUUAGAGUCUGUGUUGACCUGACCCAACUCAACAUGCAAGUUAAACGUGAACGACUGAUGCUCCCAUCGGUCGACGACGUGCUCUCUCAGUUAAGUGGUGCUGCAGUCUUUUCAAAGUUAGAUGCUAACUCUGGCUUCUAUCAAAUUGAGCUUGCACCGGAAUCAGCGCUGUUGACAACAUUCAUCACGCCAUUCGGGCGGUUUUGCUAUAAUAGGCUACCGUUCGGAAUAACCUCUGCACCAGAGUAUUUUCAAAAGAGAAUGCAGUCUGUACUUGCUGGAGUAGAAGGGACAGUCAAUAUGAUUGACGACACACUCGUCUUUGGGAGAAAUCAAGUGGAGCACGACGARCGUCUUGAAAAAGUGUUGAGAAAACUUGAGGAAGCMAAAAUCACCCUCAAUGCUGAGAAGUGUGAGUACUCGAAGACAAGCUUAACAUUCCUUGGUCAUGUGGUAGAUGCGUCUGGUAUACGUCCGGACCCUGAAAAGGUAAAGGCAAUCCGCGACAUGGAAGAUCCUACCAAUGUGACGGAGCUAAGGCGGUUCCUAGGAAUGACGAAUCAGCUCGGAAAGUUUUCUGAUAAAAUAGCCGAAGUCUCAAAGCCUUUGAGAGAUCUAUUAAGCUCAAAGAAUUCCUGGGUAUGGGAAAGCCCUCAGAAAGAAGCAUUCAACGCUCUCAAGAAACUUCUCUGCAGUGAAGAAGUGGUACUAGCUCACUACGAUCUAGAAGCGGAAACCAGAGUCUCAGCCGAUGCAUCUUCAUAUGGCUUGGGUGCCGUCCUCUUACAAAAGCAGAAAGAUCAGAACUGGAGACCCGUGGCUUAUCAAUCGAGAUCCCUAACCGCGUGUGAACAAAGAUACGCCCAAAUUGAAAAAGAAGCACUUGCUACGACUUGGGCGUGCGAACGUUUCAACAACUACUUGCUCGGGAAAACCUUUGAGGUACAGACGGAUCACAAGCCUUUGAUCUACCUCUUAAGCUCCAAGAAGGAUCUAGAUUGCUUACCUCCUCGCAUUCAACGCUUUAGAAUGCGUCUGAUGAAGUACAGUUUCAGCAUUGUCCAUGUACCGGGUAAAGAACUGAACUGUGCAGACACUCUAUCAAGAGCUCCAAUGUCUCAGCCAACGACGCAAGACAGCAACUUGGAAGCGGAGACAAAUUUGUAUAUCAAUUAUGUCUUUCAGAGCCUACCUGCAACUGGGAAACGCUUAGAGGAAAUAAGAAUCCAUCUACAAGAGGAUGAGAUCUGCAAACAAAUUAUGUCUUUCUGUGAAAAGGGAUGGCCAGAAAAGAGCUCCCUUAAAGGUCCAGUAAAGCUGUAUGCCCCCUUUGCAGCUGAACUUACAGUUCAUAAUGGAUUGMUACUCAGAGGAAGUCGACUUGUCAUUCCAGCUUCAAUGCGGAUGGACAUGUUAGACAAGUUACACGCUGGUCACCAAGGCAUAGUCAAAUGUCGUGUCCGAGCUAGAGAAAGUGUAUGGUGGCCUGGGAUUGGCCGACAGCUUGAAGAGCUUGUGARCGAGUGUCCCGUUUGCAGAAAGUUCAGAAAAAACCAUGUCGAGCCCAUGAUUGCAUCAGAGCUACCAGACUACCCAUGGCAAAAAGUAGCCUCAGAUCAACUCUUCUGGAAAGGAAAGACUUACCUACUAGUGAUAGACUAUUACUCCCGCUACAUAGAAGUGUCUCAACUGACCUGCACUACUUCWCAAAGUAUCAUCGCAAACCUGAAAACCAUAUUCAGUCGCUUCGGCAUUCCAGAGAAGCUCGUCACUGAUAACGGACCUAAUUAUGCAUCCAAGGACUUUGUAAACUUUGCAAAGGACUACGGAUUUACUCAUGUCACAAGUAGCCCCCGUUACGCGCAAGCCAACGGAGAAGCUGAACGUGCUGUUCAGACUGUGAAAAGUCUGUUUGAAAAGUGUGCUGACCCACACCUAGCUUUAUUGGCAUACCGUUCAACACCGUUAGAACAAGGGUAUAGUCCUGCACAACUUCUUAUGUCUCGUAAUCUACGCACGACAGUACCAGUGCAUCCAUGCAAGCUAAAACCUUCGGUGGUAGUACAUGAAAGUCUUCWCAAGAAGGACUWUGAACUUAAACAACGWCAGAAGGAGAACUAUGACUCGCGUCAUAGAGUCAAGGAUCUUACUCCUUUGGCGGAAGGCGAUCAAGUGUACCUUCCUCAAAUGAAAACUACAGCCACAGUUCAAAAGGAGUUCGGUGAAAGGASUUACAUCGUCUCAACCCCAAGUGGUGAGGUUCGACGAAACCGGAGACAUCUCAACUCGCUGCCCAAGGAAACGGUUGCAGAAGUCCCACCUUCUCCUCCACCAAAGUCUACACUGAAAGCUGAAACAGCGCAACUUCCUUCUGUUGAUGGAAACGUCUURACCCGUUCCGGUCGUACUGUGCGUCCUCCACAAAGACUUAUUGCUGAAUAG